Messenger RNA from Brassica oleracea var. oleracea, 2668 nucleotides. Its product is annotated as G-type lectin S-receptor-like serine/threonine-protein kinase At1g11280. Gene Ontology annotation, molecular function: protein serine/threonine kinase activity; ATP binding. NCBI's taxonomy places the organism in Eukaryota, Viridiplantae, Streptophyta, Magnoliopsida, Brassicales, Brassicaceae. Bases 82 to 2526 code for a protein of 814 amino acids. Gene Ontology annotation, biological process: recognition of pollen; protein phosphorylation. The record is from RefSeq and is a predicted model, not a curated record. The transcript has 7 exons.
CGAACUAUUUUCUGUCCUUCAGUAUAUCAAAAUAAGAUUCUGUUCAUACAUUUAGAUCUGAAGGAGAACUCUUUUGCACACAUGGGGGUACACUGGAGAGAGAUGGAUGUAGCUCUCUUUUGCUUUCUCUGGCUAAGUAUAUUCUCUGACUGUGGCUAUGCAGCUAUAUCUAGAGAAAGCUCUUUGUCACUAGGACAAACUCUGAGUUCCCCCGGUGAAUCUUACGAGUUAGGAUUCUUCAGUCCUAACAACUCUCGGAACCAGUAUGUCGGGAUCUGGUUCAAGAAAAUCGCACCACGGGUGGUUGUGUGGGUGGCCAACAGAGAAAAGCCAAUCACAAGCCCUGCGGCAAACCUCACUAUCAGCGGAAACGGGAGUCUUAUCUUGCUUGACAGCAGAAACAAAGUUGUUUGGUCAUCAAACAGAGGAGAACCUUCCACUAACAAGUGUCACGCCAAGCUCUUAGAUACAGGCAAUCUCGUGGUAGUUGAUGAAGUUUCAGGCACUCUUUUGUGGCAAAGCUUCGAGAAUCUUGGGGAUACUAUGCUACCUCUCUCGUCGCUAACGUACAACCUCGCCGCUAAUGAGAAGCGAGUGUUAACUUCUUGGAAAAGCGGCACUGAUCCAUCUCCAGGCGAGUUUUCAGUCGAGCUGACGCCGCAAGUGCCGUCACAGCUCGUUACUAUGAAAGGCAACAAAGUUUAUAAGAGAAGCGGUCCGUGGGAUAAGACCGGGUUCACCGGCGUACCGCAGAUGGACGAAUCGUACGCGAGUCCGUUUAGCCUUGUCCAAGACGUAGCAAACGGGAAAGGGAACUUCUCUUAUUUACAGAGGAACUCUCAGCUGCUUACGCGAGUUAUCGUAACGUCAGAGGGAUAUGUAAAGACGUCUCAUUACAAUGGGACAGGGUGGGUUGUGGACUUUGUGACUCCAGCGAAUAAGUGUGAUAUCUACGGUGCAUGUGGACCUUUUGGGUUAUGUGUGACGUCCACUCCUAUAAAGUGUGAAUGCAUAAAAGGGUUUGUACCAAAACACAAAGAGGAGUGGAAACGAGGAAACAAGACUUCUGGAUGUGUGAGACGUAAACAAUUAUUAUCUUGUCAUCAGGAGGCAACAAAGUCAUCUACAGACGCAUUUUAUCGUCUUUCCAGUGUAAAGCCUCCAGAUCUCUACGAAUAUGCUGCAAGCUUUGCUGAUAAAGAUCAAUGCCGACAGGGCUGUCUCGGAAACUGCUCAUGCACUGCUUUUGCGUAUAUUACUGGAAUUGGAUGCUUGCUUUGGAAUCAGGAGCUAAUGGACACAGUUCAAUAUUCAGCUGGAGGAGAGUUUCUUUCGAUUCGUCUUGCAAGCUCAGAACUUGUUUGGUUUUGUGGUAAAUAUCUCUCAGCUGGAAGCAGGAGGACCAUGAUGAUUAUUGCUGGUAGUAUCUGCCUUUCCAUUUUUGUGAUUUUGGCCUUUGCCUCAUAUAAGUACUGGAGAUACAGAGCAAAACGAAAUGCCUGGAAAACUGGUCUGGAACAAGAAGAAAUCUCAGGGUUAACUUUCUUUGAGAUGAAUACCGUACGAGCUGCUACCGAUAACUUUAGUAUCUCAAACAAACUCGGUCAAGGUGGAUUUGGUCCAGUUUAUAAGGGAAUUCUGUCAGAUAAGAAGGAAAUAGCGGUUAAACGGCUUUCUAGCAGUUCCGGACAAGGUACAGAAGAGUUCAUGAACGAAAUAAAACUCAUCUCAAAACUACAACACAGAAACUUGGUUCGGCUUUUGGGUUGCUGCAUUGAUGGAGAAGAAAAGCUACUAAUUUAUGAGUUUAUGGUCAACAAAAGCCUCGACAGUUUUCUCUUUGAUUCGACUCUAAAGCUUCAGAUUGAUUGGCCCAAGAGGUUCAACAUCAUUGAAGGUGUUGCGCGUGGGCUUCUCUAUCUCCAUCGUGACUCAUGCCUCAAGGUCAUACACCGUGACAUGAAGGUCAGCAACAUUCUCUUGGACGAAAACAUGAACCCGAAAAUAUCAGAUUUCGGAUUGGCUCGCAUGUUUCAAGGAACUCAACAUCAAGACAGCACUCUUAGAGUUGUUGGAACUAUAGGAUACAUGUCUCCUGAGUAUGCAUGGACAGGGAUGUUCUCAGAGAAGUCUGACAUAUAUGCUUUUGGAGUUGUGCUGUUAGAAAUUAUUAGCGGGAUGAAGAUCUCAAGUUUUAAUUGUGGAAAGGAAGGCAAAACCCUUCUUGAAUAUGCAUGGGAGUCUUGGCUCGAGACCGAUGGAGUGGAUCUUUUGGAUCAAGAUAUUGCCAGCUCGUGUUCUCCAGUUGAAGUCGCCAGAUGUGUUCAGAUUGGUCUACUCUGCAUCCAACAGCAAGCUGUUGACAGACCAAACAUUGCACAAGUAGUGUUCAUGAUCACAACCACAACAGAUCUUCCGAGACCAAAACAACCAGUAUUUGCAUUGCAGAUUCACGAUCAAGAGAGUACUGUCUCUGUGUUAGAGUCCGGAAAUCAUAUGACACAAACUGCAAUUUAUGGGCGAUAGAGUUUCCACUAUGCUGGAAAAAUGUAUGAUUUGGGUUUGGUUGUUUCACAUGUUGCUUGCGUUGAAACCUCUGUGAAAUAUGAAGUUGGUUCAUAGGCCUGUAAGCGUCCAUGUUAUUUAUUCAUGUGCUGCUCUGUUUUUC